CGAGUCAAUCGCAGUUACAUUUACAAUGUGACGCUCGUUCCAAAUUCAAAUCAUUUCACAUUUUUUUUUAUGUUUAAGUGCGACCCUGUGUAAGUGAGAUAUUUUCUGUGUGAGUGUAAAAAGUGUAUUUUUAGUGAUAAUAUGGUAAAAGUCUCAAAAUGUUUGGAUUCAAUCGGAGCGCGUCUUUGCUAGUUGUGUACCUGGCCUUUGCUCUGCAACACUACACUUUUGGCAGUGCGGUUUUAUGGUACAUAUUCGCAGUACCAUUGAUUGUUACUGUGGUUUACGGGUUGGGGACCUACGACCAUGGAUAUUGGACCAGCAGAGGGAUCUUCUCUCCACCAGCGAGCCUAUUUGUGGGACACAUUAAGACAGUGAUAACGUUCAGAGAACAAGGAGGCUUAUGUUUUAAGAGGAUUUAUGAUACUUACAAGGAUUUAAGAUUUCUAGGCACCCAUCAGUUUUACCAGCGAACGCUUGUAGUCCGCGACCCCGCCUUGAUCAAGCGUAUGUGCGUCAAUGAUUUCCAGCACUUCACGGACCGUGGGUUCUUCUUCAGGGAGGACGUGGAUCCGUUGGCUGGAUCAGUGCUGCCAAACAAACUAAGAGGAAUGUUUCCACUGAUCGACAACACGGCUAAAGAAUUUUUGACGCGCAUCAAAAAUCGCUGUUUAAAUGAAAAUAUUGUUAAUUUAAACAAUAAUAAAACUGGCGAUAUGAAGCUCACGAAUGAAUUGAAUAACAAUUCUAACUCCCUUGGAGAUAAGGCUGAUUAUAGUACAUUGGCAAACGGGGAGAAGUUAGUGGGGGGUUUCACUGCCGACGCGAUAGUUCCAUGCGCGUUCGGUUUGAAGAGCAACGUGAUGGACGAUGAACACGAUCCCUUUGCCGAGGCGCUGCAUGCCUUCUAUGAAAUGUCUUUGUACAACAUAUUCGAAAAGUGAGUAUUCGAUGUGUUAAAUAAACUUGUGCUACAUACGGCAGGAUGGUAUCGUCUUUUUCCAUCGCCCUGUCAUUUUCUGUCGCUCAGAGACGCCAUUUGAUAGAGCUAGAAAGAUAGUGGGUGUGAGAUAGUACACCGCGGAAUGCUCGAGGCGAUAGACAAUACGUUAUAUCCUUCUCGUUCUAGCAAAUAGUAUGCUUUUUAAAAUUAUUUAACUAAAAUUACCGUUGAAUAACUAUCUCAGAGUUUUUGGACCUUAUAUGAUGAAUUCUACACCAGCUGA
Messenger RNA from Diatraea saccharalis (sugarcane borer), 1226 nucleotides. NCBI's taxonomy places the organism in Eukaryota, Metazoa, Arthropoda, Insecta, Lepidoptera, Crambidae. The record is from the annotation of a GenBank genome assembly.